Acipenser ruthenus (sterlet) is the source of this 4716-nucleotide messenger RNA. RefSeq names its product zinc finger protein 502-like. Gene Ontology annotation, cellular component: nucleus. The record is from RefSeq and is a predicted model, not a curated record. Gene Ontology annotation, molecular function: DNA-binding transcription factor activity, RNA polymerase II-specific; RNA polymerase II transcription regulatory region sequence-specific DNA binding. The coding region runs from base 910 to 2778 and encodes 622 amino acids. The transcript is spliced from 5 exons. Gene Ontology annotation, biological process: regulation of transcription by RNA polymerase II. Lineage: Eukaryota; Metazoa; Chordata; Actinopteri; Acipenseriformes; Acipenseridae.
UUCGCCAUGCUGGCUCCUACAGCGCUAUGUUUUACUAUGCACGUUUACACUGUGUUGGAUCCGAAAUGCCGACAGUUUUGACUUGCUCUGCUCAGUGACGCUGCUCUCGGUUUGUUAUUCCACAGGCUGCUGCUCCGUGUCUGCGGGUUACUGUACCUGGAUGAUUCUAUGUAAUCGGUUGCUUUCUAACGGUGGACGGUUUGUUUGCUUUUUUUUAACGCAAUUGUUUUAGUUAAGAGGCGCUUUAGCUAUAAAACGCAAGACUUUAAAGAGACAGCAGCUUAGACUGACUGCAGAGAGAGAGGUCAACAAAACUUAACUACGGUAUUCUCAUAGGAAAGCAGUGUAGAGUUAGGAGACUGCAAGUUAACUAGAACCUAUAAUUGGGAAUUAAUCCAGAAGCGGGGAUCGGAGAUUCUUAAAAAACAGACACAGUAUAAUUUCAGUGUCAGAGAAAAAUGGUUUAACUGUAUGUAUAUGUCGGGAUUAUAAAUGUACUUGAUAUAAAAUAAGAGUUAUUUACCAAUUUGUUUGCUAUCUUUCCGCCUUGGAGAGAGGAGCUGCGUGCAGUGAGUACAACUGUACCGUAAUGAUUGUAAUAGCAGGGAGUUCACGACUGGAAGCAGAAUAAAUUGGCUAUGACACCUCAGCCACAACUUGUACAAAAUAAAUAAACCUAAACUCCAGUAAACCAACGCAGGUAUUGACACAUCACUGCGCUCAAUAUUUUUCACAUAAUUUGUAAAUAAAACAGCGUUUUCAACUCCGUGCUCGAGUGGACUACGCUUAGUUCCGGUAAAGGCGGAUAUGACGUCAUCGAAGGACGGUCAAGGCGCGAAUUGACUGGUUAACAUUGAAAUCUCGUGUUUUCUUUAUUAAAAAAAAAAAUCUCUUCAAAAAUAAGGCAAAAUGCCAAACAUGUGUGUGGCGUAUGGAUGUUCUAAGUCACCUAAAGACAACGUGACUGUAUUUAAAUUCCCAAAGGACUUGGUCUGCUUUCGUAAAUGGGAGCAACAGGUGCAGCAAACGAGAGCCAAUUGGCACGCAAAGCCAUCGUCGGAUUUGUGUAGCGACCACUUCGAGUUGGACUGUUUCGAAGUUAAACCAUUUUUUAUGCUGCAGUUGGGUGUCAGUCUUAAAUGUCCUCUAAGAUUAAAAAAAGGAGCAAUACCGUCUAUUUUUGUGUGUCCUCCGUCUGUCACCCCAGGGUGCGGACAGACAGCAGGGAAUUCUAAGCGCUCCACGAAGGAUGAUGAGCCGACUACAUCAUGCACCCCCAAAAGAAAGAGGGGCGGAGUUGCGUUUGAAAAGAGGGAGCAUGCAAGGGAUGCUGGCUGUCAGACAACAAAGCCCCAUGGACCCUCCAGAAUAAGUAAACGGACACAGACAAGGUUUUGUGGAAAAGAUAAAGUGAGAGCGGAUCAGCCUCACUCAAAGGAAGUUUCUGAGAUGGAAGCAGCUCACAUCAGCCCUGAGCUUCCUAUUCGAUGGGUUGUUUCUGCAGACAGGACUGUUGAGAUCAAGGAGGAAGUGACUGAGCUGGGGUGUGACCAGGCCAAUGAGCGGAUCCUGCAGGAGGAAACGCCACCUUCUAGCAUCACUGAGAGAGAUCCCACAGAGAGCCAUGCUGUCCCUGAAUCUGAAGCACAGGGGCCAAGGAUAGAAUCAGUUUACACACUAGAGGAGCCCUUUGACCAGGAGUGGUGUGCAAGUCUAAAGCAGGUUACAGAGCUGACAUGUGUUAAAGAUGAAGAGGUCCCUCGACUGGACUGUGAUUCUAUUAAAGAGGAAUUCAUAGAACAGGAAUGUGUCCCCAUCGCAGAGGAAGUUCCUACUGAAAAUAAUGUCUGUACACUUGAGGAGAACAACAAGCUGGGAUCCAGCCUGUGUGAUGAUUGUCCACCUGAAUGUGAACUGGGAUUUAGAGCUUCUACAGUAGAUGAAGGAGAACACGACUCCACUCCAUCACCCCACUGCAAAAACUCUUCCAGUGGCAAACUGCAGUGCACGAAACACAGAGAGAUGAUCCAUGAAGAACAUAUAAAGAAAUUCAAAACUUGUAAAGAAUUCAUUUUAACCGAGCAAGACAGACCACCACUUACUCUGCAGAGUACAGAGACUGCACCGCCUGUGUGUGUGAACAAUUCUGAAACUCAGGGCAACUUGAAGACCUUGCCUUGCUCUACUAAAGGUGGGAAGAGUUCCUGUCAAAUAGGAUCGCCUAAAACUGACAAGAGAAAUCACACUGGAGGGACUCCAUUUCUCUGUGCUGAUUGUGGUAAGAGUUUCAGUUGUUCAUUCCAUCUGAAAACACACGAGCGUGUUCACACAGGAGAGAAACCUCAUUACUGCACUCAGUGUGGGAAGAGAUUCACACAGUUGGGACAUCUUCAAUCACACCAGCGCAUUCACACAGGAGAGAAACCUUAUCUCUGCAAUUACUGUGAGAAGAGAUUCACUCGGUUACAACAUUUAAAAGCACACCAGCGCAUUCACACAGGAGAGAAACCUUAUCACUGCAAUGAUUGUGAGAAAUGCUUCCGUGAAUUAGGAGAUCUUAAAAAACACCAACGAAUUCACACAGGAGAGAAGCCAUACCACUGUAAUGACUGCGAGAAGAGUUUCACUCAGUUACAACAUUUAAAAAAACACCAACGAAUUCACACAGGAGAGAAGCCAUACCACUGUGAUGACUGUGAGAAGAGUUUCACUCAGUUACAACAUUUAAAGAAACACCAGCGCAUUCACACAGGAGAGAAACCAUACCACUGUAAUUAAUGUCAGAAGCGCUUCAGAGAAUUAGUAAGUCUUAAAAAACACCUCAGAAUUCACCCAGCAGUGAAACCCUGAAUGCUGAAUGCUGGGAAAGGUUUCAUCUGGUGGAGCACAUUCAAAACCAGAACGUCUUAGCAAGACAAAAACCCUGUCACUGAAGAAUAAUGUGAUUUAAAUAUAUAUUAUAUAUAAACAUUCCUUCACAAAGACAUCUCAGAAGUGUUUAUUGCACCGGCUGCAUUUACAGACAAGAGGAUAACAUUCCGGUUGGAGAUAUCAGAGCUUCAACAAAACUGACACAGUGUGAGACACUAUUUCACACCAUCGCUGGUAAGAGAGAGACAUGCAGAGAUGUUUAACUCAUGGGAGGUGUUGCUUUCAGAUAUCUCACUGACUGAGACUGCAAUCAUUAAUUCAGCAAUAAACAUCUAUUGAUGGGACACAUGGGACCGUGCCAGGACUUCAUUGCCUUUGUUUCAAUCUAGGGGCGGGUUUCAGAACAAAACAAAUAUGACUGAACUGCCGUUUGGCUGUCUUCAUGAGCAUAUAUAGUCUGCAGUCUUAUAAUAUUACUAUUACAGUAAUUUUUCGAGAAAUCUUGAGAUUGUUGUGUUUUGAUUUGAGAGCAACUACAGAUAUUUGCCUUGGCAUCAGUGCCAAGGCAGCAGUGUGGAGUAGUGGUUAGGGCUCUGGACUCUUGACCGGAGGGUUGUGGGUACUUUACCUAGAUUGCUCCAGUAAUAACCCAACUGUAUAAAUGGGUAAUUGUAUGUCAAAAUAAUGUGAUAUCUGUAAAAUAUGAAAUAAUGUACAAUGUGAUAUGUUGUAAAAAUUGUAAGUCGCCCUGGAUAAGGGCAUCUGCUAAGAAAUAAAUAAUAAUAAUAAUCAGAAAUUUGGAACAACUUAAUUGAAAACAGCACUGCGUGCUUCAAGCUAAUCAUAAAACAUUACAUGGACACGCAGCUGUUUCUGAUAAAAGCACAGUGUCAAUGGACACAAUACAUGUCCAUCUGCAAAACUUAAUACUCAGUAAAAGCAAUCACUGAUGUCCAGUUGCUGUAUUUUUAAAAUGUACUGGACAUGGCAGCCAUCAAUUCCUUCAUUUUGUACAAGGAAUGCACCGGGGAAAAUAUCAGUAGGCGAGAUUUCAUCUUGAUGCUAGUCAUGGAGCUUUGGCAGAAACAUUUCAAUCAGAAAACUGCAAAGGGCAGGGAAGUCCAGUUCAACCUGGAUACAGUGCGCACGAAGUGACACACACAACAGAAUACAAAGCCAGGUAACUAAAUGCAAUAAAAAUACAACUUCUGAUAUCUAUGCCCAAGGUGAAAGAGCAGUAUGUGGUAAAUGCACACAAGAAGUUGAUAAGCGUUACAUCUGUGUGGAUUGUGCUAAUAUGAGGGCUACUUUGAAGUAUGUUUCCCUGAAUGCGCAGUCAAGUUACACAAUGGGAGUUAUUUUCUUUAUGUUAUUUUUUAGAAAUAAUUCCUUUGUUUUUACAAUUUUGUAUGUAUAUAUAUACCAGUUUACAGAUAUUUACACAAUUAUCUUUUCAAAUGUUUAUUUUAUUAUAGUUUUAUUUUUGUUGUUGUCAUGUGUUAUGUGCUAAUUUUGAAAAUAAAGCCUUAGUUAAAUAGUGUUUCUGCUAUGUUAGAUAUGAUGUUCAUGAAUACAUCUUCUGAGUUGUAUUUGAAAGUUUGUCUUUCAUUUUCAUAGCGUAGCGAAGAUUGCUGUGAGGAAGAUGUUAGUAGUGUUAAAAGGUUAGCACUUCUGUCUUGCAUACACGGACUAAUUAAAGUUACACUGCAAAACUACCAGUGUGCUCUCACCUUUCAUGCUUUUCCUGGAGACUCCAUUUAGCGAAGUCCUCAGUGGUAAGCAGCCUAUUCUAAAUCAUUGCACCUGCUACUGUUUGAAAUGUACCUGCUGAAGCGCGGAGGCACG